Molecule: messenger RNA, 671 nt
Organism: Magnolia sinica
Lineage: Eukaryota; Viridiplantae; Streptophyta; Magnoliopsida; Magnoliales; Magnoliaceae
Product: large ribosomal subunit protein P1-like
Exons: 5
Coding region: 156-494 (112 amino acids)
Biological process (GO): translational elongation; cytoplasmic translation
Cellular component (GO): ribosome; cytosolic large ribosomal subunit
Molecular function (GO): structural constituent of ribosome; protein kinase activator activity; ribonucleoprotein complex binding
Source: RefSeq, a predicted model, not a curated record
AGGAAGCUAAAGCUCUUGCAGGAAAUCCCCGUCCAGCAAAACCCUAGGCUCUUUCUAUAUAAGUACCGCGAACCCCAAAACCCUCCCUUGCGCAGCCGACGAGAAUCCUCCAUCUGCCAUCUCUUAAAGAGAUCCAUCUCUUCCCGGAACGAAAAAUGUCUGUUGGCGAACUCGCCUGCACCUACGCCUGCUUGCUUCUACAUGACGAUGGCAUUUCCAUCACGGCCGAUAAGAUAUCCGCCGUUGUGAGCGCGGCUGGUAUCGAGGUUGAGUCAUACUGGCCAGGUCUCUUCGCUAAGCUCGUGCAGAAGAGGAGUGUUGAGGAUCUCAUCUCCAAUGUUGGAUCUGGAGGUGGCGCUGCGGUUGCAGUUUCUGCCCCUGUAGCAGGUGGAGGCGGCGGUGCAGCUGCUGCAGCUGCCCCGGUCGUUGAAGAAAAGAAGGAGGAACCUAAAGAAGAAUCCGAUGAUGAUAUGGGCUUCAGUCUAUUCGACUAAAAGAUUUUUGUCGGUUUGGUCUAUUUCGGAUUUACGAGUUUACGCUGUAGUUUUUGGUAAAUUUGUGUUAGUGUCUCUUUGUUAUGAAAAUUUCUGACUAGCAUUGCAUGUCUUGAUGUUUGGAUUUGCAUCUGUUUUUUGAAUUUUUAGUGUUAUAGAAAAUUGAAUUUUGCUUUU